AUGUUGUCAUUUUUUGUCAUCGUGCUCCUAAUCGCCUCCACAGCGCCGUAUCAAGUGUUGCAUCUCGCCGAUUUUCAUUUGGAUGUGAAUUAUUCCAUUUACGGAGAUAAUCAGAAAAUGUGUCACGAUGACGGAUCGAAAACAAAUAAGACACUUGGACAGUUUGGGGAUUACAUGUGUGAUUCGCCAUUAGAUCUUGUUGUAUACGCAAUAAAUGAGGUUUAUCGUUUAUUUCCUACUCCGGACUUGAUUAUUUGGACGGGGGACAACGUGGCACAUGUUGAUGGAUAUGGAUGGGAUACGGUCAUUGAUGCUUUAAAUAUUACCACCAGCUUGAUUUUUCAAAAGUAUCCUGGAAUCACAAUUCUUCCAACAUUUGGGAAUCAUGAUUACGCGCCUGCAAAUGGAUUCGUGAGCGAUUCAAAUCUCUAUUCGAGAACUUGGGAAUUUUGGCGCAGCAAGCUUGGUGAUGAAAAUCGGGACACAUUUUUCCUCGGUGGUUACUACAAAUAUCAGCUGCCGAAUGCAACAGCCGUAGUUUUGAAUACAAACUUAUAUUACAAUGUGAAUAAAGCCUAUGCUAACUUCACAGACAAAUCAGACCCCGCUGGACAAUUCGCAUUCUUAGAAUCAGAACUACAGAAUGCAGAGAAUUGCCGAAACCGAGUAUUGGCAAAUUGCUCCUCUACAGUUCAUAUUAUUGCUCACAUCGGUCCUGGAGUUUUUGAGAGAACACCAAAUUACACAUGGUUCCGCGAUGAAUACAACGAGAGAUUCCUGAACUUGACGGUUCGAUAUGCGAAAACUAUCGGAUGGAUGUUGUUCGGUCAUCAUCAUACGGACACUUUUCAUAUUGUCAAGGAUAACGAUGGUAAGCCAGUACAGGUUGCAAUAAUGGCGCCAGCUGUUACACCUUGGUUUUCUUCGCUACCGGGAGCUGGAUCAAACAAUCCGGCGUUCCGUAUAUAUGAUACUGAUGACUUCAAGACUCUAAAUGACAUGCGCACGUAUUAUAUCGAUCUUGACAAGCUUAACAAGAAUGCAAAUACGACGUUCAUGUAUGAAUAUUCAUUUAAACAUGCUUACGGCAUUAGCGGGAAUUUAACGCCAACUACAAUGAACAAUCUUGUUGAGCAAUUAAAGGUCAACGACUCGCUAUUCGAGUCUUAUAUUCAAUUCAAUUCAGUGUUCUGGAAGUCGGAGAUCCCAAAGGAUGAGUAUCGAGGUGCUCAAUUAUGUUCGAUGGAAUUUAGCGACUAUCCACGAUAUCGUGAAUGCUUGUCGAAAUAUUCAAAGUCGACUCAUCGAUCUUCGCUAUCAAUCUUCUCCCUAGUGACGAUAAUUAUCAAUUUAUUUGUUUGA
This is a messenger RNA of Caenorhabditis bovis, 1362 nucleotides long. Lineage: Eukaryota; Metazoa; Nematoda; Chromadorea; Rhabditida; Rhabditidae. The record is from the annotation of a GenBank genome assembly.